AUGCAACUGUAUAGAACUGGCGGCGCAGGUGAUCGGGGCAUUGACCUUUCAGGUUGGUGGGAACCACACAAGCUUGGACCUGUUGAUAGCACACGACCAGGCACUAUUUCAAAGAACUCGUCCCGCAUAAGAAUUCUUGUACAGUGCAAAGCUGAAUCCCGUCAAGUGGGACCAAAUGUCGUCCGAGAAUUAGAGGGCACUAUGAUACGUGCUCUCUGGGACAAAAUUCAAGCGCCUAAUCAAAUACGUGCCGAAACGCCUGCCUCCGCGGCAGUGGUUGGCAUUAUAGCAAGUCAGUCUGGAUUUAGCAAGCAUGCCAUGCUACACAUGCGUUCUAGCAAACUGCCGAUGUUGUGCUUACAUCUUGCGAAGCGUCUCACCAAGCGCGAAGACGAAAAACAGCUCGAGUGUCGCGGAUUCAUGUGGAAUGACGCUCUAGCUUCACAGGAAGGUCCUUUGCAGGGUAGGUUUGAAGUAGCGUGGACAUGUGUGCCGAAAGGGUACUUUCCAAAAGAGUGA
Molecule: messenger RNA, 519 nt
Organism: Malassezia globosa CBS 7966
Lineage: Eukaryota; Fungi; Basidiomycota; Malasseziomycetes; Malasseziales; Malasseziaceae
Exons: 2
Coding region: 1-519 (172 amino acids)
Cellular component (GO): mitochondrion
Molecular function (GO): nucleic acid binding
Source: RefSeq, a predicted model, not a curated record